Molecule: messenger RNA, 2485 nt
Organism: Melanotaenia boesemani (Boeseman's rainbowfish)
Lineage: Eukaryota; Metazoa; Chordata; Actinopteri; Atheriniformes; Melanotaeniidae
Gene: jhy
Product: junctional cadherin complex regulator
Exons: 9
Coding region: 104-2218 (704 amino acids)
Biological process (GO): axoneme assembly
Source: RefSeq, a predicted model, not a curated record
AGAGCAUUGGAUGGAGCACUUGAACGCAGCACACAGAGUCGUUUCCAUGGAGGCAACGGAAGAAAACAAUUACAGAAAUAAAAUCUUUUUGUUCACCUAAAACAUGGAUGCAGAACUCAACUGUGGAAAGAUGUUGAAGACCGAAGAAGAGAGGCUUUCUUCUCCAUUGGAUUGUCAGUCAGAUACAGAGAGCUUGGCUCAGGAGAAAGCAUACCAACAUACUAACCACCAUCAAAAGAAGAAAGCCAACAGUUUACCACAGGAACACAAAGGGAACGAGGAUGCAAACGAAGAUGAGGCCGAAGAUCUUCAGUUGUAUGAUAGCCUUGAAGUUGCAGCACAUUUCCAAGACGAGAAGAAUCCCAACGCCUUCCAGACUGAAUAUUUGGAAACACAAAUGGAUGAUGGAGGCAGAAUAAGCCAGCUGCUCUCUGAGGAUGCCUAUUCUCAUCUCCGCUACGAUCCCAGCUGGAAGACGAGGCUAAAGGGAGCCGGCCAUUCUGUUGGAGAACAACACCAAAACCUCAAAUAUGGAAAGGGACUGGUCAUUAAAGGAGGCUACAGAUACGUUGGUGACACAAGUCACAAGCUGUACCAUGUGCACCCACAAAGUGAUCAAAUUAGCUCCAUAACAUCUCCAUUCUACACCAACUUCACUUUGCAACCAAGAUCACCAGAAGCAGAGCUUACAGAGACAUUAAGGACUCAAAAUGAAAGUAAUCAGACUUUACGGAGAGAAAAGGAUGAGAAGAGUUGUGGUAGCAGUGAUGAAAAUAUUAGCAGGACUUCGGAGACCACAAACGAUUCAGAGGCUGUGCACAUUCAAGACUUUCAGAACCGCUACCAGCAAGAACUGAGACACACAACACAAGGAGGAAUCGUUCAAACACAGCAAACGGUACCCAAGGUUUUAUCAAAGAAAAAGCCAGGAAGUGUGGUGAAGAACAUAGUAGAAAGCAACAAAAUCACCCUCGGACGUAACAUGUGCAAAGGUGGCUCCUACGCAAGGGCCCUGGCGCUAAUGCUGGAGACGUCUCCUGAUGGGAAAAAGGUGCACAGAAGCCUUAAGGAGACUGUAAGCUCAGAAAGCCCAAAAGAAAGUUCACCAUCUGGUCAAACAGUCCAGAAAACACAACAGGUCGGUCAAAUCAGCAAAGAGGAGAAAUUCCAGCAGAAGGAACAUCGGAAUCCCUCCAGACUGCAGCAGCCUCCUCCCUUUGUGGUCAAAGCUGAAAAUGGAGACAGUCUAAGCUCUCCAUCAGCAAAACCAACAUGUUUAACUCAUCCAGUACCACAGCAGAAGACUUCCUCACAGCAACCUGCAGUCCACCUCAACAUCUUCCUCAAUUCUGCGUCUGAUCUCCUUCCUGUACUCCAGCAGACGAGCCAAGAUGCUUUCAUCAACUUAGCAUCUCUACACAGUCAUACCCACUGGGGUUCUCAACCUGAAGCUGCCUUGUCAUCCGCACAUCCAACAAAUCCUGGAAUAUCUCAGAUUUCUCCAGUGAAGUGUCCAUUAUCCUGUGAAAUGGCGGGCCAGAAGUGUCCAAGUGAGACUCAGAUGAAGGAAUUUGUUCAGAACCUCCCUGAGAGACCCACCACCACAUUAUCACAGUCUUCAAGCCCUUACCCAGUUCUGCCCCCCAUCAGAAAGGUGACUACAGAAGAAGGGUCUGAGCUGUGCAGAGGUCAGAGUGUGAACACCACCCACUCGAUACCUAGAGACAACUCUGAGAGCUACCUGCUACAGAUGGAGAAACAGAAGCAGACGAGAGCAGGGGUCACUUAUAAGGCCUACACUUUGAAAGACUACAAGCAGCUGGAGUUGGAUAUAAAGCUCCAAGGCUUAGGUCCUGACUACACAGCCAAGAAAAAGGCAGUAAGUAAAAUGAAACGACAGAAGCUGUAUUCAAAUGUGAUCCGCGAGCAGAACAAAAAGAUAAGUAGGAUUCCCUUUCCUCUGACCAAGGACCCAGAAGGCAACGACAAGAAAGUUCUCAGGAUGAAGGCAUUGGAUUAUGCCAAGACCAUUGUCAAACCUCUGGCAUCGCAUUCUCAGUCAAAACAGAGACUGAAACAUCAGCCUGAAGAUUUCGAGAAAACUCCUUACUUAGACGGCUUGGGUACGUCAGAGCUGGCUACAUUGGAGCUCCUACGACAACGACAUCUGGAAGAAAGGCAGGCUGUGGCACAAUUUAGAAAAGUUCAUGCCGUCUGAUGUGCACAGACGUAAACUUUUUAAACUUGCCGGUGAAGAUGGUCAUAAAAACUGACAACUUGACGGGAGAAUAAUUAGUAAGAUGUUCAUGCAAGAAUGUACAGAAACUCAACAGAAAACAAAAACAAGACCAGCUUAUGAAAUAAGCCAGUAGGAUUUGUAGUUUUAGCUGAGGAUGAUGAGAAGUAAUUUUAUCUAUGUUUUAAGAUGUAGACAAUCACACUUUACUGUGUCAAAAUAAUACAGCUGAUAAAUGUAAUGUUCCCA